AUGGCGAAUGGCAGCGCGCAGGCCGAUCCCAUCCGGUUCCUGUCGCAGGUGCGAGUGGUAUCGGAUGGCACAGUGACAGCCAUCCAGAACGCAUCCACCGUCGGCGACCUCUUCUUCGACACGGAGACCUCCUUUCGCUACGCCACGCGACCGGACUGGGAGGCUGCACUCGGAUCGAAACUGGAGGCAGCUGUCAGCUCUGGCUAUGCCACCGUCAAAGCCAACGCGAGCGCCGACUACGCAGCCCUAUUCCAGCGCGGCCUCUGGAACCAGAACUACGACCCGGCCUGGGGCGGCGGAUACACCCUCGGCGUCAAUCUGGAGAUGAAGUAUUGGCCGGCCCAGGUCACCAACCUGCCCGAGACCUUUCCCUCCCCCGUUCAUCGACCUCAUGGACGUCAUCCACACCCACGGCCGCUGCGAAGGCCUUCUUGGACUGGCACAUCACGCACGGCAGUGGUGAUACGGGGUGGGGUGGUCGCGGACGUGGACGAUGAACCUGUAGGCGCGGCCGUUCGACGGCGACCAGUCCGAAUCUGUGGAACACGGAUUCCGGACCGGACACGGGUGUUCCAGAUCGAUGGCAACUUCGGGUUUGUGUCGGGCAUCGCCGAGAUGUUGCUGCAGAGUUAUGUCAAGGGGCUGGGGGGAGAGCAGUUUACGGUCAAUGGGGAGACAUAUACAGGCCGGAUUGACGCGGUGGUCGGGGAGGUGAAUACGGUGGCUCUUGCCACGUAG
Aspergillus heteromorphus CBS 117.55 is the source of this 738-nucleotide messenger RNA. RefSeq lists its product as uncharacterized. Gene Ontology annotation, biological process: carbohydrate metabolic process. Bases 1 to 738 code for a protein of 245 amino acids. The record is from RefSeq and is a predicted model, not a curated record. NCBI's taxonomy places the organism in Eukaryota, Fungi, Ascomycota, Eurotiomycetes, Eurotiales, Aspergillaceae. Gene Ontology annotation, molecular function: alpha-L-fucosidase activity. The transcript has 5 exons.